Messenger RNA from Penicillium soppii, 369 nucleotides. RefSeq lists its product as uncharacterized. The transcript has a single exon. The record is from RefSeq and is a predicted model, not a curated record. The coding region runs from base 1 to 369 and encodes 122 amino acids. NCBI's taxonomy places the organism in Eukaryota, Fungi, Ascomycota, Eurotiomycetes, Eurotiales, Aspergillaceae.
AUGCCUAAACGCAAGGCUGACUCCGUUCUUGAAGGCGUCCCCAAACUUCCCCGUGAUUCUUCGAUCGCGCAUCAUACUCAAGCUGAUUAUAUUGAAGUAAACAGUUUUGUGACUGCCACCCCGUGUGAUCAUUGUCUUGAUUCCGGUGUUCCCUGUAUGAUAGAUCGGUCUCGUCGCUAUUCGAAAUGUGCGUCGUGCACUCGCGCUAGCCGUGUGUGUAAGCGGGAGUUCUAUACUGGCCGCGAAUGGGAUUUGUUGCGUCGUGCCGAGGACAAACUAUCCUCCGACAUUGAAAAGAAUGAAGAUGAGCUCGACCUGUUAGAGCCCGAGCUGAGUGCUUUGCAGUCUCGCCUUACAGAGCUGUAUUAA